AUGCACGUGAACAUGUUAAAUGAUAGGAAUACCGAUGGGUUAUUACCGAGGGCUUAUGGCCUACCGAAAAUUCACAAACCGAGCUGUCCUUUCAGAUUAAUCAUCUCGUCGAUUGACAGCUCGUUAUAUUUUUUCGCUAUCUUUGUUCACAACAUCCUUAAAGAUAGCAUCCCGAAGGCUCCUAGCAGAAUAGAUAAUAGUUUUGAACUCGUGGAGAAAUUGAAGGGCAUGAAAUUAGAUGACAAUUACACUCUGAUUUCCCUUGAUGUGGUAUUCUUAUUUACUAAUGUACCAUUAGAUCUGGUCAUUGAAAGUUCCGGUGCGAGUCAGCUAAGGCGAGGACGAAGGGGAUGGCCACUCUACGCCCCCAGAUUGGGCGAGAGACCCCGUAGUCGGCAACGCGACAGGGCGUCCCCGGAGGAUAAGACCGGCAGCCAGGGACGGCCCCUCAAUAGAAUCUUGUUCCUGAGGUUAAAAUUUACUUUGGAGAUAGGAGGUAAUAAACUAAAUUUCCUGGAUGUUACUAUCAUUAAGAACAACAAUAAGUUGGAAUUCGAUUGGUUUCACGAACCAACAUUUUCUGGGAGAUACCUCAAUUUCAUGUCGUCAUAUCCGUUGUCACAAAAACGAGCGGUAAUAAUGGGCGCGGUGGACAGAGCUUUCAUUCUCUCCGAUCCGAAAUAUCAUGUAAAGAACUUGGAAUUUAUUGUGGAGACUUUUUUUAAAAAUGACUAUCCUUUGAAUUUUAUUAUGAACACGAUCGGUAAACGAUUAAGAUCUUUAUUUGUGCAAAAACCUCAGAAGAAGCUCGAACCCACUGUAAAGGAGACGAAAGAGAAUUGGUUCGUAGUACCAUACAUCCAAAAAACUUCUGAGAAAUUCAUUAAUAUAGCGAAGAACGCAGAGGCCAAACCAGCUUUCUUUAGCACUAACAAACUUAAUAACAUAAUUAGAACACAUAAAGAAUCUCUUCCAUGUAAGAACAAGAAGAACGUUGUCUACAGAGUACCUUGUAGAGACUACGAUGCAGCUUAUGUCGGACAAACGAAGAGACAGCUAAAAAUUAGGAUCUCUGAACAUAGAAAUGAUAUCAAUCAUAAGAAUCCACAUUCAGUUAUCACUGAACAUAGGCUGCAUCUAGGUCAUAAAAUAGAUUGGGAGAAAGUCGAAGUGUUAGAUACAGAGAGAUUUUUUAAUAGAAGAUUAGUCUCUGAGAUGCUGCACAUUACUUUACAGAAUGAAAGUCUCAAUUUACAAACGGAUACCGAGUUCUUACAUCACAAUUUACCAAAGAUAGAUAAAAUGAUGAAAGAUCUCAUAAUCAACUUACAAUCUGCAUCAUUAAAAACUGAACCUCUCAAUUAUCAGAUAGACAAACUGCAACAGAAAGUACAAGCAUUAAGUAACUGCAUUGUUGAAUGUGAGCGAAGUUACAUUUCUCCACCAAAGACACUAGACAUUGAUCCAACCUGGAUCAGCAAGUUGGAUCUACCAAACAAUAAGUUGAAAUUGUCUGCAACCGAUGCAUCAUCUAUAUUGAUAGUGCAAAACAAAGAAUUAGAUUUACCAAGCGAUAAGUUGAAAUUGUCUCAAAAAUCGGCUGCACAGUUUCGUGAACCAGCAUCAUCACAUGAGUCGACUGCACCUUCGACAUCCGGGCAUAAUCUGGUACCACAAAAUUACAGUCCAGAAAUAUUACCGGAAAAUUUCCCUGAUUCUCCAGACGUGAUUGUUAUAGAAACAGUCAACGCACAUGACUUGGAACAUGUACACGAAUCAAACCGUGCAGCAGAUAAAGUAAAAUUAUUGAAUGAUCAUCAAUCAAUCGCAACACACAAUAAGCAUAAGAUAAAACUAAGGGAAGAAGAGGAAGAAGAUGACUACUUUCCCUCGGAGGAACCAAAACCCCCACAGCCAGUGAGGGAACAGAGAACAGACCAGGAGGCGGCGACCCCGGCAGAAGGUCCCACCAACACCCAGAAGGAGCACACGACAGAGGAUACCGCCAGAAAGGCUAACAUAUACAUGAAGGGAGAAGAGAAGAACAUACCCAACUAA
This is a messenger RNA of Wasmannia auropunctata (little fire ant), 2058 nucleotides long. RefSeq lists its product as uncharacterized. The transcript has 7 exons. Bases 1 to 2058 code for a protein of 685 amino acids. Lineage: Eukaryota; Metazoa; Arthropoda; Insecta; Hymenoptera; Formicidae. The record is from RefSeq and is a predicted model, not a curated record.